Molecule: messenger RNA, 1785 nt
Organism: Tupaia belangeri chinensis (Chinese tree shrew)
Lineage: Eukaryota; Metazoa; Chordata; Mammalia; Scandentia; Tupaiidae
Gene: ARSH
Product: arylsulfatase family member H
Exons: 10
Molecular function (GO): arylsulfatase activity
Source: RefSeq, a predicted model, not a curated record
AUGAGACGGUCGUUCUACGACUGGAGCGCCCGGCUGUGGGUGUGGCUGAGCUGCCUGCUGGCUGCCGUGCAAGGGACGUUUGUGACGAGGAACGCCCGGCCGAACAUCGUCCUACUCCUGGCGGACGACCUGGGGGUGGGCGAUCUGUGCUGCUAUGGUAAUGACACCGUGAGCACCCCGAACAUCGACCGCCUGGCCAAUGAGGGAGUGAUGCUAACGCAGCACCUGGCCACCGCCUCCGUGUGCACACCCAGUCGGGCUGCCUUCCUCACUGGCCGGUAUCCCAUCCGAUCAGGAAUGGCGUCUGACAGUAACCUGAACCGCGGCUUCCCUUGGCUGGGUGGCUCCGGGGGACUGCCCACCAACGAAACGACUUUUGCGGAGCUCCUUCAGCAUCGAGGGUACCGCACUGGCUUCAUAGGAAAAUGGCACCAAGGGCUGAGCUGUGCCUCUCGGAACGACCACUGCUACCACCCUCUCAACCACGGCUUUGACUACUUCUUCGGGAUGCCUUUGGGAUUCCUGAGUGACUGCCAGGCCUCCCAGACCCCGGAGCUGCACCGCUGGGUCCGGAUCAAGCUGUGGAUCUCCACAGCCGCCAUCGCCCUCAUUCCUCUCCUGCUCCUCGUUCCCAAGUACGCCGGCUGGUUCCCGGUCCCCUGCAAGGUCAUCAUCCCCCUGGGUCUUCUGGUCCUCUUGUUCUUCGUGUCCUGGUACUCCAGCUACGGGUUCGUGCGGCGUUGGAACUGCGUCCUGAUGAGAAACCACGACAUCGUCCAGCAGCCCAUGAAGGAAGGAAGGGCCACCUCCCUCAUGCUGAAGGAAGCGCUGGGAUUCAUCGACAGGUCUAAACGGGAGCCUUUCCUCCUCCUGUUUUCAUUUCUGCACGUCCACACGCCCCUCGUCACCAAGGAGAAGUUUGUAGGGCACAGCAAAUACGGACUGUACGGGGAUAAUGUAGAAGAAAUGGACUGGCUGGUGGGUCAAAUCCUCGAGGCCCUGGACCAGGAGCGUCUGACCAACCAGACCCUGGUGUACUUCACGUCCGACAACGGAGGCCGCCUGGAGUCCGUCCACGGGGCUGCCCAGCUGGGCGGCUGGAAUGGCGUCUACAAAGGUGGCCGAGGAAUGGGCGGAUGGGAAGGGGGUAUCCGUGUUCCUGGAAUCUUCCGGUGGCCAACCGUCCUGGAGCCUGGGAAAGUGAUCAACGAACCCACCAGCCUCAUGGACAUUUACCCCACACUCUCCUACGUCGGCGGAGGAAUCUUGCCCCAGGACAGAGUGAUUGACGGCCGGAACCUCAUGCCCCUGUUGGAAGGCAGGGUGUCGCACUCGGACCACGAGUUUCUCUUCCACUACUGCGGGGUCUACCUGCACGCGGUGAGGUGGCAUCAGAAAGAUUAGCAGAGGUGGUGGUGUGCUACGAUCUGGAAGGCUCAUUACGUGACCCCCAAAUUCUCUCCCGAGGGAGCCGGUGCGUGCUACGGAAGCGGAAUCUGUGCAUGCUCUGGCGAUGUCACGUACCACGACCCUCCACUGCUCUUCGACAUCUCCAGGGACCCUUCUGAAACCCAUCCGCUGAGCCCUGACAACGAAGCGCUAUUUAACUCAGUGGUCAAGAAAAUAGAGACAGCUAUUAAGGAGCAUCGUAAGACACUCACGCCAGUCCCCCAGCAGCUCUCGGUAUUCAACACCCUCUGGAAACCGUGGCUGCAGCCAUGCUGUGGCACCUUCCCCUUCUGUGGGUGUGAUAAAGAAGAUGACAUCCUCCCCACGGCUUCAUGA